AAUCUCCGUGCGAAUUACUUCAGGCAGUUGUUAUAUAUUCAGCACAGUAUGAGAGAGGCCCGGCUCUAGGGCACAUCGUGAUAACUACAGGGCUGCGUUCCCUUCUAUACUGUAUCUGACAGGCGAUAGGAUGCGUCGGAAAGUGUCCAGUUCCACACAGGAAAAGCACCGGGCCACCGACACCACUUGGGAAGACACCGCAGCCUAUGGCGAAAGUCUAGUUAAUGGCGAGGCCUCUGAGAAAAAGCCGGCCAGUGGAAGUUACCAGACAAGAUCUAGUGCUACAAUGGAAGAACGAUCCCCAGAGGACAAAAUGAUAAGCAUCAAGACGGUGACAUCCCCGAUACGGCCGGUGGAGGCCAACGGUAUCCGCUUGCGAUUCCGGAUGAAAGUUAUCCUUGCGGUGGCCGCCUUCGUCGCCGUAACUAUGCUGUUCUACCCCAGCUGUAAGACUACUACCUACCCUACGGACCGGUUCGGCCAGCAUACGGCCUACAACGGCACCUACCCCAUGACGUCCCCAUGGUUCUCCGAUAGGGGGACUCACUACCGAAUCGGCCUCAUCACCGAUCUCGACCACGCCUCCAAGAACGACGAGAAGACGUGGAAGAGUUUCUACAAGAAAGGCGUUCUCGUCAUGAAGGGAGACCGUGUGGAGGUGACCUGGGAUGACUCCCAGCCCACUGUCAUGACCUCCACGCUCGCCCAGGGCGGGCGGUCCAUGGAGCUGUCUGAACUGUGUGUUUUUAACGGGCGGCUGUACAGUGUGGACGACAGGACAGGGGUGGUGUAUGAGAUAGUACAGACAGGGGACAAGACUGUGGCUGUGCCGUGGGUCAUCCUGGGGGACGGGAAUGGCCGAUCCACAAAUAAAGGUUUUAAAGGAGAGUGGAUUGCAGUGAAAGAUGAGACGAUGUAUGUGGGAGGACUGGGAAAGGAGUGGACCACUACUACAGGUGUUGUACAGAAUACUAAUCCUCAGUGGGUGAAAACAAUAGGUUUCCAUGGUGAUGUGGCUCACCAUGACUGGGUGGGGAACUACAACGCCAUGAGAGAGGCAGCAGGGUUUAGCUACCCAGGCUACAUGAUCCAUGAAUCCGGCGUGUGGAGUGACAUCCACCAGCGCUGGUUCUUCCUGCCCCGCCGGGCCAGCCAGUUCAGCUAUAACGAGGCGGACGACGAACACAGGGCCACCAACCUCAUCAUCUCCUGUACCGAAGACUUUAGGGACAUCAAGGUCCAAACUAUAGGGAAGCUGAACCCCAUCAGGGGCUUCUCAUCCUUCAAAUUCAUUCCAGGAACACAGGACCAAGUCGUGGUUGCACUGAAGACAGAGGAGGACAGGGGUGCAAUAGCAACAUUCAUCUCAGUCUUCAGGCUUGAUGGGAAAUAUCUGCUCACCGAUCAGAGGAUAGAAGGGGAUUUUAAGUAUGAGGGUGUUGAAUUUAUUUGAGGCUACGUUACCACUUUAACUUGUGGCUUUCCAAUUGCUUCAUCUAACGGUGGUUCUCAAAUGCUUCAUCUGAAAUUGCAGUAGAGGUAAUUUAUGACAUAGUACAAUGUACCUUCAAAUGACAGAGAGCGGUUCAUAACAUAUCACCUCGUGGUAUUAGACUUAAUUGCUCAGCUUUAAGACUGUUGUUGCUGUCUAUUUUGAAGCAGUCAACAACUACUUGACACAUAAAAACUGCAUUGAGUUUGCUUUCAGGUUUUACUGUCCUGCUAUGAUGAGAGCUUUGAGUAUUUUUUUCAAAGCUCUUGUAGCAGUUUCCAAAUGCACUCCAAAGCCAGACUUUUUGUUAAAGUAAUAGGAAACAGUUUUUUUUUUAAGUAGAUUUAUUUGGCAGAUGAAUUGUUAAGCAUUACUGUUUUGUAAGACAUCCCAGGCUGCUUUCAGUUUUAAGUGGAACUUACCUCUCCAGAAUUGGUAGAAUGGUUGUGCAUAUUGUUUGACUUAAGUGUUCUCAGACAUACAGUGUACUAUGCAAUAUGAAUCAGGAAUUACUUAAAUGUCUAGUAAAAAAACUGUAACAAACUAGUGAUGUUAGAUUGCAUUACUUCCACCUAACCUGAAGAAAACAAUGUAAUGAAUUAAUUAUACAUGUGUAUAUAACUACUAGUAUAUGAAAUAAAUAGGCACCACUGGUGCUUAUUUAUUUCACAGUCAUCUUAACAACACAAUGCUGCACCACUUUUCAAACCAACUCUACACUUCAUUUGGUUUUUAGGCAGAGUAUUUUUUAAUGAGAUUUUUAAUUCUAACUGGAAUAGUGUUAAGUAUCAAGUUUGUUACUGUUUGUAGCAAGUGACUUUUGCGUAGAAUGGAUGAUCACUACGUAGCAUGGAAGCCGCUUGUUUCCUGCAUCGCUUGACUCCAUGCAGAGUUUAGUGACAUCUGUGGUCCCCAUAGGUUAAGGUCAUAGUCAGACUGCUGAUUUCAAUGGAUAAAAUGAUACAUGCAGCAAGUCCUCAUAUUGAAGGCUCCUGAAUUCUAUUAGAUUUGAAAUGAAAAUGCAAAAGGUACAUUAUGCUGAAAGUUUGUAAGUUGGUGGGUAAUAUGAUAAAAGUUUAAUUUUUUAAUCUACCAUUAGAGACCACCUAAAAGAACAGUAACUCACCAUUCUUUAUAGGUGUGGCUGAAAAAUUGGGAAGGUACAAUUUAAAAUUUAAACAGAAAUCAUUAUUGAGGAUGAAAAAAGUAUGUUCCUAUGUACCAGUAUCUGGUAUCUUUACAUACAUGUACAACUGGUUGUUUUUUGUGGUGGGUGUAUUCAUAACAAUAUCACAGAGAAAUGCUAUGAUGCAAAAACAUCUUACUGGGUAUUAUAACACCAUGGGUUUAUAGUGGAUUCUACUAAAUGUUCUACAAGUUGGAGGUGUACAGAAUAUGUGAAAUAAAAUGACAUUCUAGAUAAAU
Molecule: messenger RNA, 2917 nt
Organism: Branchiostoma belcheri (Belcher's lancelet)
Lineage: Eukaryota; Metazoa; Chordata; Leptocardii; Amphioxiformes; Branchiostomatidae
Product: soluble calcium-activated nucleotidase 1-like
Exons: 6
Coding region: 131-1453 (440 amino acids)
Biological process (GO): proteoglycan biosynthetic process
Molecular function (GO): GDP phosphatase activity; calcium ion binding; UDP phosphatase activity
Source: RefSeq, a predicted model, not a curated record